This is a messenger RNA of Triticum urartu, 1303 nucleotides long. The record is from RefSeq and is a predicted model, not a curated record. Lineage: Eukaryota; Viridiplantae; Streptophyta; Magnoliopsida; Poales; Poaceae.
CGUUGAUUGAUCUCUUAAUAUAUUUUUUAUUUGCUUAACAGGAUUCGCCGGUUCUCCCAGUUUAGUCAAAGGUUGGUUUCUCUAUACGCUACCGACCCUUCUUGAAGCGCCGAGCUGCGUGGAGCCAGGAGAAUCUUGGAAUGUCUUAGUUGAUUAUUGUGCUUUCAUAUGGAAUUCAGAAGAUCCAAGAAACGGAAGCAGCCAUGAGGUUGGCCAACAAGACAUGACUGCGUUGCCUAUCUUGUGUUCUUUUUUGCCUUCAGGAACGGCACAAGAAGGCGCGCUGAAGUUUAGGUAGAUGUUAAUACUGUGCUAGACUAGAUUAAUUUACUUGUUCUAUAAUACUACUAUAAUCUUCUUCUUUUUGAGUGGAUAGCUGAUACUAAUUGAAAUGCGUAGAAGUUUCUCAUGUUACCUGGACCGAUGAUGGCCAUGUGGCCGUGCACCUGGGUGCUGGUCAUUUGCUCGGUCCAAAGAAACGGCCGAAGGGGCAUUUUCUUAUGUUGGAUGAGUCAACAAGCACAGGCCACACCAACAGCCGACGUGCCAUAUAUGCCGCCCCUUGCCCCUUCCCCUAUUAAUAGGAGAAUUCCGUGCUGUCUCUCACAGUUUUGCAGAUUUCAGCAGACGGCCAUAGCUUUGACCAUCCCCUUCUUCCUUCAACAUUUGACGGCCGGCAAGCUCUUGUCCUCAGUGCAGCCAAGGCAGGCGGCCAUGGACGGCGACAGCCCGGUGAUGACGGACAGCGAGCGGAGGGCGUACCGGUACGUGCAGGCGCCCAAGGUGCAGGGCCUGGGCGGCAUCAAGAACUCAUGGUCCAACGACUCCCUCUUCAGCCUCAGCUACGCCGGCGCGGGGGGCAGGGCCGUCGUCCACUCGUGCGUCUGCGCGCCCACCACGCACCCGGGCUCCUUCCGCUGCAAGCACCACCGCCAGAGCGCCGCCCACCUCGGCGUCGCCGGUCACGCGCAAGCGCAGCCCACGGCUGAGGCUAAGCGCAACGAGGUCCACGGAGAAAUGUCGACCGCGGAUGACGAGAAGGCGUCCUGAAGGGGACCGCGUGCGUGUGUUUCUUCAUGGGACAAAACGUACCGUGCUGCUUGGUCACACGUGACCGGUGUAGUACGUGGCAAAGCUUAUUCCUCUGUCAUUUCAAAGACUUUUUUCGUGUGUAAGGAUGUUUAUUUGUUUUCUAUAUUUGUGAGAGAAGAGCGUUUCAUUUUCCCAGUAGUUAUGUAGGAGUAAUAUAUUGUUGUAUAUCACCCGCAAUUUUCUUUGGCCCAAAAACAUCAUUUGCUACAAA